AGGCGGGUGCCGCCACUAUAAAGGUCCCCUUCAGGCAAUUUGUGAGGGCAACAACAUCGUCACAGCUCUCUCACAGGUUCGAAAAGCUCAGCAAAAUCCCUCUCCCGUUGCCCUAGAAUCCGGAUCUUGAGUACAAUCAAAAUGUCUAAAAAAGGGUUAAUGGAGCAGGACCUAAGUAAGCUUGAUGUGACAAAGUUACACCCACUCUCUCCUGAAGUAAUUUCUCGUCAAGCUACAAUUAACAUUGGUACCAUAGGUCAUGUGGCACAUGGGAAGUCAACUGUUGUAAAAGCAAUAUCUGGUGUUCAGACUGUUCGUUUUAAGAGUGAGCUUGAGCGUAAUAUUACUAUCAAGCUGGGAUAUGCUAAUGCCAAAAUAUACAAAUGUGAAGAUGAACGAUGCCCUCGGCCCAUGUGUUACAAGGCCUAUGGAAGUAGCAAAGAAGAUAGCCCCCUCUGUGAUGUUCCAGGAUUUGAGAGUGCAAGGAUGAAACUCUUGAGGCAUGUUUCCUUUGUGGACUGUCCGGGUCAUGAUAUUCUUAUGGCUACAAUGCUCAAUGGAGCAGCUAUUAUGGAUGGAGCAUUGCUAUUGAUAGCUAGCAAUGAAAGUUGCCCACAACCCCAAACUUCUGAGCAUCUUGCUGCUGUUGAAAUCAUGCGGCUUCAACACAUGAUUAUCUUACAAAAUAAAAUUGAUCUUAUUCAAGAAAGUGUUGCCAUAAACCAGCAUGAAGCCAUCCAAAAAUUUAUUCAGGGCACCAUUGCUGAUGGCGCACCAGUGGUACCAAUUUCUGCUCAGUUGAAAUACAAUAUUGAUGUUGUCUGCGAGUAUCUUGUUAACAAAAUACCCAUUCCUGAGAGGAACUUUGUGUCACCACCGAAUAUGAUUGUAAUCCGGUCAUUUGAUGUGAAUAAACCUGGGUCUGAGGUCGAUGAAAUAAAGGGUGGUGUUGCUGGCGGGAGCAUCCUCAGGGGUGUUUUGAAGGUGAAUCAAUUCAUUGAAGUCCGUCCUGGCAUUGUUGUAAAGGACGAGACUGGUAACAUCAAAUGCACCCCAAUAUUUUCAAGGAUAGUUUCGCUCUUUGCUGAGCAGAACGAGCUGCAGUUUGCUGUUCCAGGGGGACUCAUUGGUGUUGGCACCACCAUGGACCCCACAUUGACACGUGCUGAUAGGCUGGUGGGUCAGGUCCUCGGGGAGGUUGGAUCACUUCCCGAUGUUUUUGUUGAGCUCGAGGUUAACUUCUUCCUACUCCGACGGCUUCUUGGGGUCAGGAUAAAGGGUACAGAGAAGCAGGGGAAAGUCUCGAAGCUAACCAAGGGUGAGAUUCUGAUGUUGAACAUAGGGUCCAUGUCAACAGGGGCCCGAGUGGUUGCUGUGAAGAAUGACCUUGCCAAGCUGCAGCUCACCUCUCCCGUGUGCACCAGCAGAGGGGAGAAGGUGGCUCUCAGCCGGCGGGUUGAGAAGCACUGGCGCCUCAUUGGGUGGGGCCAGAUUCAAGCGGGGUCUACUCUUGACGUCCCACCAAGUCCCAUCUAAGUGAUUGCAUACACACAAAAGGUAAAAUACUAAGGUGUGUUUGAGAGAGAGGGAGAGACGGAAAAUGUGGGAGGGAAGGCAGCUGUUAGGGACAGUCUUUGUGAGAUGGAGAAGAAAACACUGGAGAUUGCUUUUAAUUCUUGUUGCUUCCAUUUUGUUUCUAUGAGGUUUUAGUUCUUAUAACAUGUUUGGGCGGACUUUCAUCCAUGGUGUUCUAUUUUUGACAUGUCAAGAGGAUGGACGGUUUGGUUUUUUUGUUAUCGAGGAAUCGAUUUGAGGAAGAUUUGCAGCGAA
Molecule: messenger RNA, 1830 nt
Organism: Magnolia sinica
Lineage: Eukaryota; Viridiplantae; Streptophyta; Magnoliopsida; Magnoliales; Magnoliaceae
Exons: 9
Coding region: 142-1536 (464 amino acids)
Biological process (GO): positive regulation of translational fidelity; formation of translation preinitiation complex
Cellular component (GO): eukaryotic translation initiation factor 2 complex; cytosol
Molecular function (GO): GTP binding; tRNA binding; translation initiation factor activity
Source: RefSeq, a predicted model, not a curated record